GAAAAAAAAUGUGUUUUUUAAGAUAUUUUUUUUGCAAAUAGUUCUUAGAGCUAUUUAUUUAUUUCUGCUACCUUUACCUAUAUUCAAAGAGCUGGUAUUUUGUUUGAUAAGUAGUGUCGUAAACCACACGGAAGAAGAUUUAUAACCGACCACAACAAAUGAGUCAUAUUUUCGUCUGUCAAAAUGUAUUUUCAAAGUGAAGAGAAUAAGUUUUAGACAGAAUGUCAGCUAAGACAUUAGGAGAACAAUUCCCACUUCACUGGCUAGUUUGGGAUAACAAUUUUAGUGAAUUAGACAUAGAGUUGGCAAAGGACAUUCAUAACAAAGAAUUGAAAGAUCCCCGCGGAAGGACACCUCUCCAUUUGUCUGUAUGUCUGGGUCAUGUGGAGAGUACUAAGACACUGCUUAGAUAUGGAGCCAAUGCAAAUGCUGAAAAUAAAGGCUAUUGGUCAGUGUUACAUGAAGCAGUCAGUACUGGUGACCCAGAACUAGUACAGAUAGUACUAAAGCAUAGGGACUAUCAGAGAUACAGUAAGAGAACUGUUGGUGUUCCAGAACUUCUACAGAAACUAAAAGAGUCUCCAGAUUUUUAUGUAGAGAUGAAAUGGGAGUUUACAAGCUGGGUGCCUCUUGUGUCUAGAAUGUGCCCCAGUGAUACAUACAGAGUUUAUAAAAGUGGAUCCAAUGUUCGAAUAGAUACAACUUUGCUUGGAUUUGACAACACAAACUGGGAGCGGGGCAAUAGAAGUUAUGUUUUCAAAGGAACAGAAAGAAGCGCAACUGUGAUGGAAAUUGACCAUGAUAAACGUGAGGUGUUUUCGGAAACAAUGGCUAUCUUACCAGAGAACUUUGACACGUCUGUGAUGGACCCUUCUCCAAACUCUAUUUGUGCCAGACUAACUAAUCCUAUUGUUACUACUUAUGUAGACACAGAAAAAAUAUCAUUUGAAAGAAACAAGUCAGGAAUAUGGGGUUGGAGAAGUGAUAGAACAGAGAAUGUUAAUACACAUGAAGCUAAAGUUUUUAGUGCAUCUAAUGUUGAGUUAGUCACCAAAACUAGAACAGAGCACUUGUCUCAUGAAGAUAAACUUAAAAGUAGAAAGAACUCAGCAAAAUCUCCCCUGGAAUCAUUUCUGGGGGUAGCAGAGGAGCAUAAUAAAAAACAAGGGGCCUCAAAUGGGGUAAGUGUUUAUACUCCACUGGAAUCAUUUCUGGGGGUAGCAGAGGAGCAUAAUAGAAAACAAGGGGCCUCAAAUGGGGAUUUAACCUCCCUGUCAUACAACCCAACAUCUAUAACAAAGGAGGAGUAUUUCAGUCAACUGAUUGAUUUAGGUGAUCGAGAUGUAGGUCGACCACUCGACCAAACCACUAAAACUCAAAAGUUCAAGGCUACACUGUGGCUGUGUGAGAAUUAUCCUCUCUCGUUACAACAACAGGUUGUGCCAAUUAUAGAUCUUAUGUCAGCGAGCAAUGCACAUUUUAAAAAAUUACGUGACUUUAUAACUUUACAGUUACCAGCUGGGUUUCCUGUCAAAAUUGAAAUUCCAUUAUUCCAUGUACUGAAUGCCAGGAUAACAUUUGGUAAUAUUAAUGCCUUAGACCAGUCAGUAGAUGGCGUUACUGUGAUAGAGAAUGAAGGUACUUGUGUUGUACAGGAGACAUGUUUUGAUCCUCCAAGAGGAUACAGUCGCUUGGGUGACGGUCACCAUGAACGUUUACGAGAUGAAGAUGAUGAACUGUUACAGUUUGCUAUACAACAGAGUCUGAUGGAUAAUGGAGGUGGUACUGAAAGUGAUCAGCUAACAUUCAUGGAGGCAUUAAAUAACAUAAGACCCCCUCCCCCACCUGUAUCAGGGACAAGGGAUGAAGAGGAGCGACUACUACAAAGAGCUAUAGCAGACAGCCUAGCCAUAUCACAGGGUAGUAAUGGAUUACCCACGACAACUCAGCCGGAAAUGAUUAGUGUGAAUGAUAUAUCAUCUGAUGUAGAUGAAGAACUUCGUGUAGCGUUAGAAAUAUCUCGUCAACAAGUGGAAGACGAUGCAAAUCGACGGAAACAAGAAGAGGAACAACUAGAAAUGAUUCUGAAAUUGUCUAUAACUGAAAAGUAAUAUGUGUCUUGAACAUCGCCCUUUGUGAAUGGUUAAAACAUCUUCUUCAUGAAGAUCUUUUGCAACUGAUAAAAUAAUAUAAUCUAUCAUAUGAAAAAUCACAUAACCUAUCAUAAGAAAUUGCUUCAAGAAGACAUUAAGGAUCAUUUUUUUUACAUUUUUGGUAAAAACUUCAGUAUAAUGAAACAUUAUUGCUUAGCUUUUGAAAUAUCUUCUUUGUUAAAAGUUAAUUGUUACAAAUUAGCGUGUAUCAAGGAAAGUAAAAAUAAGUUUUAUGUGGACAAAGACUAGAAGAAUGUGGAUGAAGACCAGAAGAAUGUGGACGAAGACAAGAAAAAAAGUAUCAUUAGUCAAGGAAAUAUUAAUAACUUAAUAGAACUACGAUAUUUUGUUGCAAAUCUAUGUUGUUAUUCAAGUUUAACAAGGUUUUUGAAUUUUCAUUUAUAAACUGUAAAUUGAGAAAAAUGUAAAAAUUAGCAGUGAAUGACUAUAAAUUGCAACCAGUGAAUGUAGGUCAUAGGUUCUUUUGUCUAUCAUUGAUUAUUUUUAUCUCAAGUAAGAAAUCCUUUCCUUUCAGAUGUCACAAUCUUACAUUGUAUGAUUUCAGCAUUUAAAUGUCUUAUAAAAUUCUUAAGGAUGUUCGCUACUCUGUUUCAAAAUAACAAGCUUUUUAAAAAACUGAUAUAAAUUGAUAAUAUAUAAAUAAAGAAACUAAAAAAGCAGAAAAAAAUGAAGGGUCCGUUUGCUUGUUUUUGAGAUAUAAGCCAUUGAAAAUUUGGCGGGAAAGAAUUCUCUCUAGAUUUAUCUUUCAUUUAACAUUGGCACCUUUUUUCUUUUAAAAACGUUGAAAAAAAAACAAAGAUUUUAUAAGAUUUUCAAAGAUAACAUUUUAAAUUAUAUGAAAUCAAAUUCUGGAAAGAAAAGUAGGGGUUAAUGGGCAAAAAUUUUUAAUGGCACUACUUGGAUAAAACCAGAGGAUUCUGAAUAUCUGGCAAAAAUUCUACUACAAGAGGAGCGAACAUCCUUAAAGUAUAUGAACAUCUGUGUUACCAUGGUUACAGUCCACAUAAAAAUCAGAAUGAGAAGCACUUGGUUUUUAGAGACUAAGAAAAGAUGUCCAAGGGGAGACAACUAGAUAAACAUCCUUUUUGCGUAAUGGAAACAAUAGAAUAUUUGUCCUUUGAUCCUAGGGGUUUUUUCGUUCAAAGAAGUAACCUUAUGUAGAAAUUAAAUGCUUGCUCUCUGGUCAUAGCUGAGACAAUUUAAAUAAUGAUUCUUUUGUCCUUGGGGACAAUUUACAUUGGGGAACAUUUAAAAUAAAAAUCCUUUAAAAAGAAGGGGAAAAAAUAUACAGAUAAAAGUUAUUUGAUUCAUAGGGAGACAAAGGUCUUUAAACUGAGAGGAGACAAAUGGAUGACAUCUGUUGGUCUGGAGAGCAUGCUCUGUCUAUGGGAAAAUGUGGUCUGGGAGACAAUUAUAAUAGACAACAUUAUAAUUUAAAAGGAAAGACAAUAAAGAUAAGUGUUCGUUGGAACUGUAAGCUCACAAAUCUUUGCCCUGUUUUAAUUAUUGAUCAAACAUUGCGACAGGAUAGGUAUGACAAAAAUAAAACACACAUUUAAAUUUUGAUAGCCAUAUUUGAAUAUAGCAAUUCCUGAAACCUUUAUUAUAAAAUCUGAAAUGCUUGUCCAUCAUUGUUCAACAAUCACAAAAAUUUAAAGUUUACAGAUCUUUAGGAGAUAAUUACAAUAGGCUUGAUAAGAUACAAGGAGAGACAGUUGUGGUACUAGGGGAGAUAAUUACAAUAGGCUUGAUUUGAUACAAGGGGAGACAAUUGUGGUACUAGGAGAAAUAAUUACAAUAGGCUUGAUUUGAUAUAAGGAGAGACAAUUGUAGUACUAGGGGAGAUAAUUACAAUAGGCUUGAUUUGAUACAAGGAGAGACAAAUGUAGUACUAGAGGAGAUAAUUACAAUAGGUUUGAUUUGAUACAAGGAGAGAUGAUUGUGGUACUUGGGGAGAUCAACAGAAUUUAUAGUCCAAGGACAAAAAGGAGUAGGCUAUUUAUUAAUACUAGCCUUCCUCUUCCAAGUUUACCUAACUUGACAAAGGGAGGUAACUGAUUAAGAAUUUUAAGUUGUCAGAUUUAUGUGAUUGACAUUUAUUCAAAGUAAAUGUUGUUAUUAAUAUAUUUGUUUAAAUUAAUAAAACUAGGGGUUUUUUAUUGGUCAUUUUCACCACAAAAAAUAUAAGAUUGAAGUGCAAUGGAAAAUGGGAAUGAAAUUCAUUCUUUUAAAUAUUAUGAUUAAAAUGUAUACCUACGGAUGUUAAUGUAUUUCUACCGAUGGAAAUGAACAUGUAUUUCUACCGAUGAAAUGAACAUGUAUUUCUACUGAUGUUUUUACUGAUGUUAAUGUAUUUUUACUGAUGCAAAUGUAUUUACAAUGUACUGUAGAUAAGAUAAGUCUGAAUUAAAAUACCAUAAGUAAUUGGAUUAAUUAGUAUUCAUUGGGUACUAAUUUUCAUAAUUUUCAUGGAUUUAAUGGGUAAAAUUUUCAACAAAAUACAAAUUCCUACGGUCUUGUCAAAACCCAAAAAUCAAGUAUAGACGAAAAAUAUUUUUUCUUCAAUUUAAGAAAAUUGUUACCCACAAAAUAAAUGAAUGCACAGUAUACAUAUUCAUAUUUAUUUCCAUCAUUUAAUACAGAUGGAGACAGACACAAGUCACAUCAUCAUAAGUUUUAUUUACAUUUACUUAAUGAGAUAUAAAUGCUUUAGUAGCUGUAGAGAAAACGAAAGUGACACGACAUGACUGAAAACUCUUUAUCAAAAUGGAAAAAAAAAAAAGAAAAAAAAAAAGACCAUGUCUAAUAAAAGAAAAAAAAAUGUAGUUUGACUUUGGGGAGGGGGGAAUAUGGGAUACUAAAACACCAAGACAAAAUUAUAACCAAGAAUAUCUUGGCCAAACAGAAUUUUUUAAUAAACACAAAAUUGGUAGUUACCUUUUUAUGAAGUGCAUAUAUAAAGGAAACAUCUGUCACUGUCUGUAUUUUUGGAACGUGUUAAUAGCACAUCAUGGAAUGUUAUGACUGCACCUUUCUGUAAUUAAGAUACACUUAUUGUGCACAACAAGCAAUGUUAUAUAUGUAUGUGUCUGUAUUUUGAUACUUUGUUAAUCAGCAUCUUGUAUUGUCAAGUUUGUAUCCAUUUAUAUUUAAAGCUUGCUUUAGAUGGUGUAUAACAAAUGUUACAAAUCCUUGAGGUAAAAUGGCAGUUUAUUUGUCAGUUACCACAAGAAAGGAGCAUUGGAAAAUUUUCAUAAAUUAAAAAAUUAUUUUAUGAAAUAAAAGUGAGAAAAUAAAUACCACAGUUUCAAUAUAGUACCAAAAUUCUAAAAAAAAAAAACUAUUUGUACUUUUGAUAUUAAAGUGAAUCUUUGUAAAUAUCUUAGAAGCAAUGUUGAUAUGAAUUUAAGAUGUAAGACAUACACCAAUUAACAAUAGUCAGCAUCCUCACAAAAAAAAUCAGGGGGGGGGGCUGAUUAGACAGGAUCCUAACAACAAGAAGAAAUUUAGAGGUAAACAUGAAAUACUCAACUUUAGACAUGACCUGUAUCUAUACCAUAUAUCAAGCUCUGACAAAGUAAAGAAAAGUUGAAAAUAUUUUACUUUAUUAAAACAAAAUUGUCAUGUUUUUGUAGUAAAGACUAGAAAAGUACUGAAUCUAUUGUGUCAAAUACUGAAGCAACUGUGUCAAGUACUGAAUCCAUAGUGUCAUUACCGAAUUAAUUGUGUCAAGUACUGAAUAGAUUGUUUCUAGUAUUCAAUCAAUUGUCAAGUACUUAAUUGAUUGUGUCAAGUACUGAAUCCAUAGUGUCAUAUUACUGAAUGGAUUGUGUCAAGUACUGAAUAGAUUGUUUCAAGUAUUGAAUCAAUUGUCAAGUACUUAAUUGAUUGUGUCAAGUACUGAAUCGAGUGUCAUUGCUUGAUCAUUUUUGUCAAUUAUUGAAUUGAUUGUGUUAAGUACUGCAUAGAUUGUGCAUUGUGUCAAGUUCUGAAACUAUUGUGUUAAGUACUGUAUCAAUUGUGUCAUAAGGAAAAAUCAAAAUGUUAGAUAUUGAUAGGACCAUAAGAAACCAUUGGAUUCAGCCCUAGUUUAUUAACUGCAGAACAGUAGCUAAUAGUCUAUAAAAAUACGGUACAUUCAGAAUAAACAAAAUACAAAGAUAUAAAUUUUAAAAAUAUAUACUUUUAAAAAAAGACCUUAGGAAUUCAUUAUAAAAUUUGAAUAACUUGAAUAGUUGUUUUGAACAAAAUAAUUAACUAGAAAUCAAACUGAAAUUUGAAAUUUGAAAAGAAUUAUAUUUUGAUGUCUACUGAAUUUUCCUGAGGAUUAUUUGACAUUAUUUCUGUGAUGUUUUGAGAGAUCUAUCAACAUUUCUAUUGGUGCUGGUAUAUGUGAUAUUUAUUUCAUUUCUUAAUCAUUUGUAAUUAUACUUUGUAAAUGUAAAUUAAGUAGAUCCUGUACACUUUUUUAUCGGACAACAAUUAUACAUUACUGCUUUAUAUCAUUCCUAUAUUGAUAUAAAUAUAUUGUCACUAGGAUUUUCUAUUUCUGUCUUUUUUUGGGGGGGGGGGGAGGGGGAGGUCUAGUUACAUGAAGUGUACUACUAGUGAGGAGAAUAUAAGGGGGCAGUCUUUUAAAAAAACCUACCUGUUUUUCAGAAAUCAAUGCCUUCUUUUCAGUAUAGAGAAUUCUUUCUAUAUUGUUUGUAUAUACAUUGAAGAUGUUCACGACACUUUGCAUAUACAUCGGAUAAUUUUUGGUGAUUUUUCACAUGAUGAAACUUACUAAAUUUUCAGCAACAUUCAUGAUGGAAGGUAAUUUUUUUUUGUGUAUUCAACUUGUAAAGUUUUCAGCACCCUCUUUUUUCCAAAAAAAUGUUUAAGUGAAACUGAAGUGGAGAUGCACAAGGCCACCAGGUACUAGAACUUUUUUAAACCGCUGACUGGUUAGGAUGGAUUGGGGAACUGAGAUAUUCAUUGUAUAACAGAAUUGUGAGUGUUUGGAGGUUGGACCUAUCCCCCCUUUUCUCUCAGCUAUAUCAGAUUAGGUCAUGUUAAUAACCUCUAAGGACCAAUCUGUAAACCUUCAUGAUAGUCCAGGAAAGUUAGAAGAACAGAAUUGUUACAAAAGUAGUGGAGAUAUUUAGACAAGUAAGACUAAAUAAGUCUCUCACAUCCAUAUAUAAUAAAUAUGCAUAAAGUAAACAUAAGCAUUCAGAUGUAAAUAAAAAAGAUGAAAUUUCUAUGAUGUUUAUCUGAUAUGGAUUAGUGACCUUUUAAAUGUGCCAUAAUUAGAAAAAAAUUGUGAAGUAUAUUCAAAGUCACCAACAAAGUAUAUUAUUAUUGUAAAUUUUUGUUUAUUUCUACACUAUCUACGAAUAAUUUAUACAGGUACCCUGAAUUUUGGAAUGUUGUUUAUUUCCGCAAUAAAUACCAGACAGUUUAUUCAAGUUACAUGUACCCUGUUGAUGGAAUCUUUUUAAUUUCUACAAUAAUUACUAGAUAGUUUAUUCAAGUUACAUACAAUCAUACCACAUCUUCUUAUUUUUAUAUACAUGUACCCUGCAUGAUGGAACCUUGUUAAAAGCCCUUACUAGACAAUUUGUAUAGAUACCAUGUGUAAUUUAACCUUGUUAAUUUCUACACUUAAGGUUAGAUAUUUUUCAGUUAGCUAUGAUAUAAUGUGAGGAAUGCAUAAACAGUAAAACUGUAGAUAAAUAUGAUUCUAAAUACAGUUUUAUUUCAGUACUAUAAUGUCUGGUUGUUUAUUUCCCUGCUUAUAAGACUUAUGAAAUUGCUGGCUUGAUUUGUUGUCAACUACGUAGUGAUACUUCCGUAUUGUGUUGAGAGUUUUUAUAAACUAUAAUUCCAGCAGUGUAUAAAUCAUUGUAAGUGUCAUGUAUAUUAUUUGCAAAUUGAUAUUGUAUAAAUGACCCGCAGCAAGUCACAUAAUGAAGCCUUUUUCAUCUACAAGAUAUUAAUUUUUAAUUGAUUGUUAUUGGACCUGUGAAGAAAGUUGUUGUGUGCAGUGUAGGUUAAAUAUGCUUCAUUCAAAGUAGAUUGAUUCUCAUUUUGUCCAUUCAGAAUAAAUAAUGAAUAGUCAAGCAAACUUCCAUACUGCAAGAAAAGAUAUGUAUGUAGACACACCUCCUUUUCAAUAACAUAAAGGGAGAUAACUCCAUACAUACUGUGCAUGCAAGAAAAAGACAUUAUGUAGGCACACCUUCCCCCUUUCAGUAACAUAAAGGGUGAUAACUUUUAACAUCAGUAUUAUGCUUUUGUAAUUGGCAGUUUUGUUCAUUCUUUUUAAGCAUUCUUGUGAAACAGAAUUAAAUUUAAUCUUUGUUCCUAAGAAGCUUAUGAUAUAAUUAUGAAAAUGGUUGAUACAAAUGUAACUGUGAUUUGUAAGAGUUGUGUCCCUUAACAUAGGUGUUCACCUUCACCUAUCUUCUUCAUGCCAGUCAGUGUUUAAGGCCAGGAUACAUUCUUUCCAUUUAACACAGUCUUUAGCUGUUUUCCUUGCUUGGAAGGAAAAACCAAACAGCAAAACUUGACCCUGCAGGUUGUAGGUUUCUCGCAUGGCUAAUCACCUGGCAGAGUAAAAAAAGCUGAUUACGGAAACCCAAGAUACAUUUAAUACUUAGGCCUACACCCUCCUAAUUCCUGAUUUAUAUCAAACAUUAAACUGUAAACUGAAACACAAACCUGGGUCACCCUAAUAAAAGGAUGGACAUACAUGAGGAUCUUUUUAUAUUAUCUGACCUUGUAUUUAUUAUUUUUUCUGGCAAGUAAUAUAGAAAUAUAUAUAUAAGUAUAUAUAUUUUAAAGCCUGUGUUCUGUUUAUAUGAUGUUAAAAAUAUUUUUAUUUUUGUUGAUUUCUGUCUGGUUGAUAAUAAAUAUACUUAAACAUG
Mytilus californianus (California mussel) is the source of this 9085-nucleotide messenger RNA. Its product is annotated as ankyrin repeat domain-containing protein 13D-like. The coding region runs from base 222 to 2111 and encodes 629 amino acids. The record is from RefSeq and is a predicted model, not a curated record. Gene Ontology annotation, cellular component: cytoplasm. Gene Ontology annotation, molecular function: protein binding. NCBI's taxonomy places the organism in Eukaryota, Metazoa, Mollusca, Bivalvia, Mytilida, Mytilidae. The transcript has 15 exons.